Oreochromis aureus is the source of this 3825-nucleotide messenger RNA. RefSeq names its product DEAH-box helicase 35 (gene dhx35). NCBI's taxonomy places the organism in Eukaryota, Metazoa, Chordata, Actinopteri, Cichliformes, Cichlidae. The coding region runs from base 83 to 2182 and encodes 699 amino acids. The record is from RefSeq and is a predicted model, not a curated record. Gene Ontology annotation, cellular component: catalytic step 2 spliceosome; intracellular anatomical structure. Gene Ontology annotation, molecular function: RNA binding; ATP binding. The transcript has 21 exons.
UCAUAAAAACGAAGGAAACAGAGCUAGUGACGUCAUCCCCCGGCUAUGCAAAGGGGGGGGGAUAUGUGACGUAGAAGCCAAGAUGGCGGCUCCCCUCUCCACGAUGAAAUUUUGGAAGCCGGGCUCUGAGGCACCGGGGAUCUCAGAGGAGCGGGAGCUGAACUCAGAGACCACCGGCUCCCCAAUCAUCUUCAACCCCCACACCGCACUCUCCAUAGAGAAGCAGCGACAGAAACUCCCCGUUUUUAAGCACAGAAACAACAUCUUGUACUUGGUUGAGAGCUUCCAGACUGUAAUCAUAGUUGGUGAGACUGGAUGUGGGAAGACGACACAGAUACCUCAGUACCUGCUGGAGGCUGGCUGGGCAGCGGAGGGGAAGGUGAUUGGAGUGACACAGCCUCGACGUGUGGCUGCUAUCUCUGUAGCUAACCGUGUGGCAGAGGAGAGAGGGGCCCUGCUGGGCCAUGAGGUGGGCUACACUAUUAGAUUCGAUGACUGCUCUGAUCCCCACGCUACAAGGAUCAAGUUUCUAACAGAUGGCAUGCUGGUGCGAGAGAUGAUGUCUGAUCCUCUUCUGAAAAAGUACAGUGUGUUGAUGCUAGACGAGGCGCAUGAGAGGACCCUCUAUACAGACAUAGCGAUUGGUCUGCUAAAGAAGAUUCAGAAGAAGCGACGAGACCUGAGGCUGAUUGUGGCCUCUGCCACUCUUGAUGCCAAGAAAUUCCAUGACUUCUUCAACCUGAAUGAGUCCGGCGAUCCGAGCAAGGACACCUGUGGAAUUCUGACAGUAGAGGGACGCUCUUAUCCAGUGGAUAUCUUCUACACCGUCAGUCCUGUCCCUGAUUAUGUGAAAGCUACGGUGGAGACUGUGCUAAAGAUUCACGAGACUGAGGAUGAUGGAGACGUCCUGGCUUUUCUCACUGGGCAGGAGGAGGUGGAGAAGGUGGUGUCCCUGCUGCAGGAUCAGGCCAGGACUCUGUCACGGUACGGCAUGAAGAAGCACCUGAGAAUUUUGCCCAUGUAUUCUGGUCUUCCUUACGCCGAUCAGAUGAAGGUCUUUGAGCGGGUGCCCUCUUCUGUUCGCAAGGUUGUGGUGGCCACUAAUAUAGCUGAGACCUCCAUCACUAUAAAUGGAAUCGUAUUUGUCAUUGACUGUGCGUUUGUGAAGCUGCGAGCCUAUAAUCCUCGCACUGCCAUUGAAUCGCUGGUGGUCACGCCCAUCUCCAAGGCUUCAGCCAGUCAGAGGGCGGGGAGAGCUGGACGCAACCGACCUGGGAAAUGCUUUCGACUGUACACGGAGGAGGACUUUGAGAAACUGCCUGCUUCUACUGUGCCAGAGAUGCAGCGCUCCAAUUUGGCCCCUGUCAUCCUGCAGCUCAAAGCGUUGGGCAUCGACAACGUGCUGCGGUUCAGCUUUCUCUCUGCUCCUCCAGCUCAGACUAUGGUUCAGGCACUGGAGCUUCUCUACGCUCUAGGAGGUUUGGAUCAUUACGGCCGUUUGACUGAUCCCAUGGGUGUGCGGAUGGCAGAGUUUCCCCUCAGCCCCAUGUUUGCUAAGAUGCUCCUAGAGUCGGGAAACUUUGGGUGCUCCAAAGAGAUUGUUACCAUAGCAGCAAUGAUGCAGAUUCAGAAUAUAUUUGUCGUGCCACCCAAUCAGAAGAAAGCUGCUGCCCGUGAGCACAGGAAAUUUGCAGUUGCAGAAGGAGACCACCUCACCAUGCUGAAUGUGUAUGAAGCAUUCAUUAAGCACCAGAAGAGCUCCCAGUGGUGUCAGGAGCAUUUUCUCAACUACAAGGGUCUGCUGCGAGCUGUGACCGUACGAGAGCAGCUCCGGCGCCUCAUGAACAAGUUUAAAGUGCCGCGGACCUCCAGUGAAGGUGAUCCAGAUGUGAUCUUGAAGUGCAUUGUCUCUGGAUUUUUUGCUAAUGCAGCUCGCAUUCACCAUUCUGGUUCCUACCGGACUUUACGAGAUGAUCGUGAGCUUCACAUCCACCCAAACUCUGUGCUGUACGGAGAGAAACCUCCAAAGUGGGUUGUCUUCAAUGAAGUGGUGCAGACAUCAAAAUACUACAUGCGUGAUGUGACUGCUGUUGAGUCCUCUUGGCUGGUUGAGUUGGCCCCUCACUUUUACAAGCAAGCCAAGCAUGGCUCGCUGGCCAGCAAAAGAUCCAGGGUCCUCUAAAUCUCCUCAUCACUUCACCACGAUAAAAGAGGAAGAAUAAUUUACCACUGUGCCCCUUCUCCAUUUCACUGUAUAUAAAGUUGUAAUAUAUAUAUAUGUAUAUUUAUUGUCCACCUGCACAACCCCGUCUACACUAUGUGGCCAUGCUACAGUGGGAUUAAGCGGUAUAAUUUCAAUGUUGAUGUAAACAUUUUGAACUUGCUCCAUUUGAAAGUGUCUCUGUUUUGGCUGUGCUGUAGUGUAUAUUCAGUCUAUGAGAGUAAACGCGAAUGAAUGUGAAAUGAGUCCAGGCUGUGCCUGACUCGGUGUCCAUUCUGGGACGGUCAUGUAGUUCAUUCAUAUAUGUAUAUAUAAUCAUAACAGGCUCAGGUCCAGGGAAGGGCUUCGGUGCCACAGGCCUGUCCACACCUGGUCCCAGGCUAUAUAAUUUUUUUUUAAAGUGGUAUAUUUUGUUUCCUGUUGCCGAUGGAUGAUAGAAGACACUGGUCUGUGAGGACGUGCCCUUUAAGAGCAUGUUUUUGUUUUAUAGUUAAUUUGCUUUCCCCAUAAACUGGGUGCCUUUUAUGUUUAAAUUAGUUUACUUAACCUCAGAUUUAAUUUUGAUGUCUUAUAAAUUUCUUUUCCUUCAUACAGAAUGUAGUGGUAUAUAUUUUCAACACAUUUACAGCAUACCAAAACUCAUGAUUUUUUUCAGUCAACCUGAGAUGCUCCAAUACUGAUACUGUGAAGGGAUAGCAUUACUUUAGGAUCCUCGUUUUACACUCUCUUACCGCUCGACUACAAUAUAGCUCAGACAUAGUGGCCUUGUCACCACUUUGUGCCAGUUUAUUUUGACAACGUGUUUUGCAUUUCAUUUUGAAAUGUAAUUGUAGACGUAAGGGGAAAAAAAACUACACCCAAACAUUGUAAACAAAAAGCUGUGAAACUAAAACAAAAAAAUGAAGUGCCAUUUGUUCCUGUGAUGACGUAAAGUGCAUCCAAAGCCUCAAAAGACACUGUAGCAAACAUCUGACUUCAGCCAUUAGAACUGCUUUCUUCUUAUGGUUUCAUAGUUUUAACAAGGCCAUUUGCUUUGUUUUUGUGUCCAACAGUAUUGUCUAAGCAGCUGUUUAGUAAAAGGGUUUUUACAUUCCACAUGUAUGGAUUUAUGAGUUUGUCUUUUUGUUUUCCUUCAGAGGUGUUUGGCCCUGAAAGCUUCAGUGAGCUGUAUAAUAAAGGUUUUGAUAUUAUACUCUGCUGGGAUCAAACCAGUACAGUUACUCCUGCCACCAAAUUUUACAUCUGCAUGCCUGUUUUUUUUUUGUUUUUUUUUCUCUUCUUUUUUAGGUUAUAUCUGUAGAUGCAAACAAAACAAAACACCAAACAGUAGGUAGGCAAACAAAUUCAAAUUAGAUGACUAUACAAUUAAAAGUAUCUCUGCAUGUUAAGUGGUACUCUGAUGUAGACCUGUACAUUUAAGAUCACCUCAUAGACUUGUUGCAGAUGAAAAUAUUUGAGGUGACUUGUUCUCUCAUUUCGUGCAGACAGUAUGUAUGCAGCCAAAGCAGUAAUCUGUAGACCCGUGUAACAGCUUACCUCUGAGAUACAACCUGCCACCUGCCAUGUCUUCCUCCCAUCAUUAAAUAAAGCCUUACUGUCAUACA